AUGGAGCGGGGCGCAGGAGCCAAGCUUCUGCUGCUGCUGCUGUGGGCGACGUGCUUCGGGCGUGCAAGAGCAGAUGCAUCGAGCGGCUACACGUUGGUCAUCGAGCUGACCAACGAGACUCCCAGCUCCGCACCUCGGUGGCGGUCAGGUGACUGGAGCACCUGGCUGGGAAGCCCCGAGGCCUGGGUCCGGCUGGAGGUGGGUGGGUGGGGUGCGUGGAGUGAGCCGCUGUGGUGUCCCGCCGGCGGCUUCCUGGUGGCUUUCUCGCUUCGCGUGGAGGCACCCGUGACCCCCGGGGACAACACGGCUGCGAACAACGUGCGCUUCCGCUGCUCCGACAGCACGGAGCUGCAGGGGCCCGGUCUGUCCUGGGGAGACUUUGGAGACUGGAGUGAGCCUUGCCCUAAAGGAGUGUGCGGCUUGCAGACCAAGAUCGAGCAGCCUAGAGGCCUCCGCGAUGACACCGCUGUUAACGACGAGCGCUUUUUCUGCUGCCGCAGUUGACACCAUCGCCGCCCUCUCCCAGCCCAGGCCUAGUCCCACCUCCUUUAUUAAAGUUUC
Messenger RNA from Kogia breviceps (pygmy sperm whale), 561 nucleotides. It is a transcript of the gene VMO1, whose product is annotated as vitelline membrane outer layer 1 homolog. The record is from RefSeq and is a predicted model, not a curated record. Lineage: Eukaryota; Metazoa; Chordata; Mammalia; Artiodactyla; Physeteridae.